Molecule: messenger RNA, 1473 nt
Organism: Musca vetustissima
Lineage: Eukaryota; Metazoa; Arthropoda; Insecta; Diptera; Muscidae
Gene: Traf4
Product: TNF receptor-associated factor 4
Exons: 3
Coding region: 13-1473 (486 amino acids)
Biological process (GO): protein K63-linked ubiquitination; regulation of canonical NF-kappaB signal transduction; tumor necrosis factor-mediated signaling pathway
Cellular component (GO): plasma membrane signaling receptor complex
Molecular function (GO): zinc ion binding; protein binding
Source: RefSeq, a predicted model, not a curated record
CAAAAACCAAACAUGGUGCGCAGUCUGGCCCAGUGGACGAAAACGUUAAGUUUUCCUUCACGUCUAUCACCGAAUCGCAAUUCCAAAGAUUGUUCCACAUUGAACACAACGACGACGACAACGACUAGUCCGGUGCCACCACCCACACCACCAAGGAAUAAAAAUUCAAAUUGUGCUACCUCUCGUUCCACAUCAUCGACAGUAUCAUCGGCCUCGGGCACUUCGACAUCAUCGCAUAAUAACAAUAAUAUGCCAAUUACCGAAUUGGAACAGAUUAUUUACCCCGGUCCUGAUCCAAAACAAGCCAUAAUGGGUUCUUUGGUCUUUUGCAUACAUCACAAACAGGGCUGCACUUGGUCGGAUGAAUUACGUAAACUAAAGGCCCAUUUAAAUGUGUGCAAACACGAUGCCACCCAAUGCCCCAAUAAAUGUGGAGCCCAGAUACCACGCAUUAUGAUGACCGAUCAUUUACAAUACACCUGUACAAUGCGUCGCACCAAAUGUGAAUUUUGCCAAAGUGAAUUUUCCGGAGCCGGUUUGGAAGAACAUGCCGGCACCUGUGGCCAAGAACCCAUCUAUUGUGAGGCGAAAUGUGGCCAACGGGUAUUGCGCGGACGCAUGACUCUACACAAAUCCAAAGAUUGUACAAAACGUUUGAGACGUUGUUUACAUUGUAAUAGAGAAUUUUCUGCCGACACUUUGGCGCUGCAUGCCAAUCAAUGUCCCCGGGCACCAACUGUGUGUCCCCAGAGGUGUGAUGUUGGCCCCAUUGCUCGAGCUGAUUUGGAAGCCCAUUUGCGAGAUGAAUGUAAGGCCUUGGCUAUUGCAUGUUCGUUUAAGGAGGCCGGUUGCCGUUUCAAGGGUCCCCGCCAUUUGUUGGAGGCCCAUUUGGAGGCAAAUGCUGCUGCCCACCUCUCGUUAAUGGUGGCCCUCUCUGCCCGCCAGGGACAACAAAUACAAAUGCUUAAAUCAGCCGUUUCAAAAUUGUCCAUCAACUUCACCGGUACCCUAUUGUGGAAAAUCACUGAUUGGUCUUCCAAAAUGGCUGAGGCCAAGGGUAAAGAUGGUUUGGAACUUGUCUCACCACCAUUCUAUACAUCUCAAUAUGGUUACAAGUUGCAAGCCUCAAUGUUCUUAAAUGGUAAUGGCCCCGGGGAAAAUACUCAUGUCUCGGUGUACAUUAAGGUGUUGCCUGGUGAAUAUGAUGCUCUACUCAAAUGGCCCUUCUCCCAUUCCAUCACUUUCACGCUUUUCGAACAGGGUGCCCAAUCGGGUCAGGGUGGUGUUGCUGAGUCUUUUGUACCCGAUCCAACAUGGGAGAAUUUCCAAAGGCCCUCAAAUGAACCGGAUCAAUUGGGUUUCGGUUUCCCACGAUUUAUUUCACAUGAUCUGCUCUAUAAGAGGCCAUUCAUCAAAGAUGAUACGGUAUUUUUGAGAGUCAAAGUGGAUCCAAGUAAAAUUGUGGCCGUUUAA